Molecule: messenger RNA, 989 nt
Organism: Manacus vitellinus (golden-collared manakin)
Lineage: Eukaryota; Metazoa; Chordata; Aves; Passeriformes; Pipridae
Gene: CDCA8
Product: cell division cycle associated 8
Exons: 9
Coding region: 1-807 (268 amino acids)
Biological process (GO): mitotic sister chromatid segregation
Cellular component (GO): chromosome, centromeric region; chromosome passenger complex; spindle midzone
Source: RefSeq, a predicted model, not a curated record
AUGACAAACCCCGACGGGAAUAAGGGACCGGCUGGGGUCUGCUGUGCGCGGAAAUCCCGGGGGGGCGGCCCGCGGGCUGCCCGGGAGCUGCUCCUGCUCUCUGAGGGUAAAGAAGGAAGUGGAAAGGCACUGGAGGAGGUGGCCAUGGCAGACUUGGAAAUAGCAGAAAUAGACAAGCGGACAGCAGAAGUUAUCAAUACUCAGUUUGAAAUCGUCAAGAAAGUGGAGAAAUCCAAAAGGAGUGUUGAAGCCAUUGAGGAGGAAGCAGAGCCUCCGUCACUUCCUCUGCCAAAGAAAUCCAGAGUUGACAGUCAGUGUCCUUCAGAGACAGAGGCUGAGAGUGUGAAUCCAAGAACUGCAAAGGUGAAGGCGUCCACCAAAAAGCCGCCCGUGUCCAGAAGACCCCGGUCAGCGAGAGUGAAGCGCAUGAGCAAGAGAUCAAGCAAAAACAGCUUUAUCACUCCAGCUACUGGGAGAAUGGGUGAUUUCUGUGCUCGGGGAGGUACUUCCAUGAUCACACCCAGAUUUGAUUCUAGGGUGUUCAAGACGCCGGGUUUGCGCACGCCCGCGCUCAACGAGCGCGUUUACACCAUCUCUGCCAACGGCAGCCCCCUCGCCGACACCGGGGACGCCUUCCUGACCCUGCCCCUGGGCGGAGGGGAGAGCAUACGUUUGACAGCAAAGGAUUUGACCAAGAAGAAUUUUCUUCAGCUGAACCCCAAGGCCCGGGGGCUCAUGAAGAAGUUGUCAGUUUGUCUCGCCCAGGCUUGCAGUGAGGCAAAGAAACCCGUGGAUGGAAGUCACUGAACGAUGCCAUCCCUCUGCAAAUAUGUGUUACAUUUAGGACUGCUACCUUCAUUUAGUUCUUCUCAUUUGUGUUCCUUUCAUUAAUUUACAGAAUGAAAGCUAAGAGCUAGUUUUUCUAUCUAUAAUAUGUACUGUAUGUAAUGGAAUCAAAAUAAAUUGCAUUUUUUUUUUAAUUUUUGAAG